GAUUCAUUCUAUGCUGUUAUCAUAUGCGUCCAGGUCUUGAUGCUAUAGCUCACAACGCCUUCUAGAUGCUUAGCUGUACUCCGUAGUUGCAAGUAUAGCACUCUCUCCAAUAUGAGCUUCCCAACCUGACAUCAGCAUAAGUCGUAUGCUGAGGGCAGACGGAAAUCCCAAUCGACUUUGAUAUCCUCCUACCUGAAGGGAAAGCAAUGUUCCACUUCCCUCUACACGAUUUCCCUUUAGAGCUCGGUCCUGCUUCGAAUGAAGGCGCAUUAUGGACCAGCUACGAAAACGUCACCGGUCGCUGACUGCUGCAUCGGCCGCGGAUACGCCUAUUGCCGAAGAAAUACAUGCGUUGGUCCAAAACCUGAACGACACCCUCCCACUUUCCUCCGAACGGCACGGGUCCACCAUCGAUACACUCCAGGUCCAGUGCAAUGAUCUUCGACGGAUCCGCCAGAUAUUGAUCGAACAAGGGGACCAUGGAAGAGCACGAGAUGCUUUCCGUCAUGUCGGUGGUUUCAUCUGUCUCCUUGACACACUACGAUCGGUGUCAGGGUUUUACGAUGCUUCGAAACUCUCACGAGAUGAGCGCACCGAGUUUUUCGAACUUCUAAAGGCUACAUUUGAAGUUCUCUCCGAGGCACUAGUUGAUCAUGCUGGAAACAAGAGAUAUUUUGCAAAACGAGUCGAAGGAGGAGGCUGGCGAUCUCUGGAACAAGCUUUGGCGAGCACGGGUAUUAUCAACGCCUCGCAAGACGGCCUUAUGCACGUUCCCGGCCUCGAGCAGUUAUUUGGUUGUCUCCUGGCAUUUGCCCUGGGAGAAGAAGCCAUGAGUCGGGUGUUCCGAGAUAUCGAGGCACACCUCUCCCGCAUAUCUACUACCAUACACAAGCCGAUAGACGAUGGCAGUAUGAAGGACACACACUCGGUUGCUGACUUGACCUCACACAUGGUUCCUUUCCUCGAGAAAUUCUUUAGUGGUAAUGAGGUCGUACGAAAUCCGGAAGCACUUCUGCUCGCGUUCAACUUUUGGACCAUAUUAGUCAAAAGCCCACUGGAUCGGUCCUUGCGGUGCCUGUCCGUCGGAUUCUUACACUCUUUACAGAUCAUCACCACCCAAUCAACCCGGAACGCGGUAGCCGUUCACGGGACGGGUGUGCUUGGCCCCAUACUCCGGCUUUUGCUCGACGACGAGGCCCUUGAAGAGGAAAUUCAAGUUUUACCGCUGCUCGCGGACAGCAUGAUGCAAAUGGGCGUCACGAAGCUGGACGAUGCAUACUUUUUAUUUCGUCGAGCAAGCAUCUCGUCCGAGGCCGCAAACUUCACGCUCCGAGCCAUUCGAGUAUCGCGCGGCCCGGCUUUUAUCCAAUUUGACCUCAGCCCCUCAGGAUAUGCCUCCGUGGAGUUCUCUCGGCUGGGUCGUUCGUUUCCUCCACCCGCCUCGAGUGCGGGAUACAGUUUCUGUGCCUGGAUCUAUAUUGACAAGUUUGAUUCCUCCACACACACGACCAUUUUUGGGGCCUACGAUGCUGGUCAAAUAUGUUUCCUCCUGGCGUACAUCGAAAAAGACUCGAGACAGUUUAUCUUGCAGACUUCCCUUACGCAAGCUUCGUCACGAUCGAGUGUUCGCUUCAAAUCCACCACUUUUGAACCAGGGAGAUGGUACCACCUUGCCAUCGUACAUCGCAGACACAAAGCUACUACUCCCAGUCGCGCGACGUUGUAUGUCGACGGUCACUUCACCGAGGAGGUCCGAUGCCAUUACCCAAGUCGACCCGCCGCCAGGACGAUCAGCACGGAAAGUUUCGGAUCUUUAUCGGGAAGUUCAAGGCAAGAAGAACAUGUGCAGGCCUUUCUUGGAACUCCCCAAGCGCUGGCUUCAAUUGUUGGAAGCAAUGUGGUGAACACCAGAUGGUCGUUGGCAUCCUUCCAUUUGUUUGAAGAUGCCCUUUCCGAUGAGUUGAUUGCUGUCUACCAGAAGAUGGGACCACGAUAUUUUGGAAACUUCCAAGAUACUCUCGGUUCAUUCCAAACGUAUCGCGCUUCCGCAGAGCUGGGCCUCCUGAACGAUGCACUACACCCCAGCAAAGAUGAAAAAUCCGAGAUCGCAUCCGCCAUUAAACAGAAAGCUGCGAAUGUCCUGCCGGAAAGCAAGGUUAUGCUCAGCAUCUCGCCCCUAACGGUGUUAGACAGCGAGGAUCACAACCACAUCGAUGAAUCUGAACUCAUCAAAUCCCUCUCCCGUGAUGCGGCUCAUAACCUUCGAUCCUAUACUCUCCUGGAGGGUCAUUCGAUUGCGGUGAACGCUGCGAAUCCUUCUAUCAACAACUCCUUAUGCCAUCCCGACUCGAUCGGCGUCUUGACUGGGCAUCCAGUUGUUUGCAUUCCUCAUGGCAUUGAUGACGCUGCAUGGAGUAUCGGAGGCUGCACAGGCAUCGCCUUGAAACUCAUCCAUCUAGCAAAAUCACCGGAAGCCAUUGUCACCGCGGUGAAGAUUCUAUUCGCCCUUGUCGAAGAUCAUUGGAGGAAUAGUGAGGCCAUGGAACGAGAAGCCGGAUAUGCCGUACUCUCCGGUCUUAUCCAGGAUAAACUUGGCAUCCGCAACAUGAUUUCUCAAGGCGUUCCUCGAGCGGAUACGGGUCGGGUCGAUACCGAAGAGAUGGAAAGCCUUGCGGCCGAUAUCCUGGACGAAAUCCUUCGUUUUGUUGGCUAUGACCACGAGUCACCACAGGAAUCUAUUAUCACCAAUCCUUUGGCUUACCGAACGCUUCUUGUCGAGCCGGAUACCUGGCGAAGGGUUCCACUGAAGAUCCAACGAACCUAUUACGAGCAAUUCAUCCAAUUCGCGGAGAAUAGUAAACACCAUCGGUUCAAUAACAAGCGUCUGGUCCGAAUGCGCAUCAUCAAACGUCUCAUCGAAGCUUUAAAAGGGGAACGUUUCUCGGAGGCGUUUCCGGACUUUUUGAGAGCCUUCAAAACCCUCAUCAAGUGUAACAUGUCCCCCGAAAUAUUACGAAACUUGUCUCUCUUUAUCACCUUCGCCCUUCAUGAUGAGCGCUUCAGCUUGAAUCGUUCUCGCCGGCAAGGCGCACGGGCUCCGAACGCUCUCCAAUCUGUCACUCCAGAUCCGGCCACCCCACGGUCGGUCAGUCCGCAAGAUGACAGUGAUAUAGAUAUAUCACGCGAAGAGAUUGGUGUACGGAUACUCCAGCUGUAUACGGAGCUGACUUGCGAUCCGGGUUCGAUUGUUAUGUUAAAGCAAUUUUCCCGAUCAAUUACCAGCAAGUGGUUGUUCUCUCUCCUUGCCGAACGAGAUCCUCGGGCGGUCCUAUGCAGUACAAGAAUAUUCGCUCGUCUUCUCGUCACGAGCGGCACAAGCUACGUGAAAUCUUUCGCCGACCAUUCUGGAGGGUUCGUUAUUUUCAAGAGACGGCUCAGGGCAUGGUGGAAUAUGCCAGCCAUGUGGACGGUAUGCUUUGCCAUCCUCUUCGGUUGUGACAUUGCAAAAAUCGACUUCGAUGAAGACUUCAAUCUCGCAAGCCUUACGUCAAUCUUUCCCGUUGAGUCGAACAAUAUCAUGUUCCCUCAAAUGCUUCCGGUACUUUUCUCCAUGCUUGAAGCUGGCCUGCUAUCGCUAUCUUUCGACGAAGAGUCCACGCUAGCUCAGAAAGAUCAAGAUCCCGUCACAAGUGGGAAGAGCACGGAGACAAGUCAUCUGCAUCCCCGGUCGAUGUCUUUGGGCAAAGAUUCCCACGGUCUUAGUCCGAAGGACUCGCGGAUUCCAGGACAUGCGGAAGUGCUUCGUACCGUGAUCGAAUUUCUCACCGAACUCCACCUCAAGUCCCAAUCCUUCAGAAAUUUUGCCAUAUCAUCGGAUUAUGUGUCCCAACUGCUGUUUGCUCUAUACCCAGUAGCUGUCUCCUCGGAGAGGGUCAGUGCAGAGACGGAACUGCAUUCUCGAGGUCAAGUUCUUAGUUUCGAUGGCCAAGACAUCAACGUGCAGCCUCGGGUCGAUUCCGAGGAGUCGCAUAUUAUGCGGACUACUCUCGUCGAUUCCCCGCCGAGUCCAGCGACGCAAAAGGUAAUCCCUUUGAGACGAGGGUCGACUUUCAUUCUCCUUACUCCUCGCAAUGCUCCGGAUCACCCAGCCGUCGCUCGUCUCAACGCUAUCGUACGGCCGACCGAGCGAGAGUCUCGAUCGUUUCGAAUCGGGAAUGCCUUGGUCGAAGAACUUCUUAACGUGGUGAUCGCCGUAUUUUUGGAUCAGAUUCUCUUCCGACGAGAGUUCCCAGGCUUUGGCCUAUUCCUCAAAGUUCCCCCUGGAUUUGUGGAACAUCAGGCCUGCUUCCUGUCUUAUAUUCUCAUUCAAACGAUGUCGACCGUCUCGAAUAACCUCCGAUUGAACCAAAAGCUGGCCAUGGAACCUCGCGUUCUGAUGAAUCUCGCACGGUAUGCCUCCCAUAUGUGUGAGGCACUCUUCGAAGGUUGGUUCCUAGGGGGCGCGAAUCCGUUAUUGGACUUUCUUGGUGGACUCCUGGAAAUCCUUCAACGGCCAGAUGUGGCAGAAUCGAAGAACGUUCGCCUCUGCAGUUCCGCCGUGACAACACUGCGUUCCAUUUUCCUACGGGUCGUACUGCUGCAGCUGUCUGAGCUCAACCAAGCGAAGAAAGUCGAAUCUACCGCUUUCCUGUCGAAAUUGACCUACUGGCAGACCGUUAUCCUCUCUCCUGAAAAUCUUGAGGACCACUACCUGCGGUUGAUGAGCUUUCUAUUGUACACCAAACUGAUUGACAAAGAGGAGGGCAUCCGUCGGGCGGCUGCGGAUUUUUGGCGUAUGAUCCUCGUACAAAAGCCGGUCGAGACGGCUCAGAUGUUCAACAAUGCGACUUCUCCAGAGCACCGAGACCUUGCGAAUGGAUUUCGAAAGAUCAUCGAGCUUGAUAACGACGCAUUUCUCUCAUGGACGGAGUCACAUCGAAAUGACCUGAAUCAACUCUUCUUUACCAGCAUGCAGAAGAAAUGGGAAGAGCAUGUAGCGAUCGAGAACCUACGAUCGGAGGAAACCGCCAAAUCUCGGAUCCAACGGCGGCGUGAGCGGCUGAAACAAUGGAAUGCUGAAGAAAUCCUGUCCGACAAAAUCUGGCGUCGCCACGAAGCCGAAUCGGGGCUUUGGCGUCUCAAUGUUCACUCUGCCGAACGAGCAAGGCACCAGCGAGCGCUUCAAGACCAACAAGAUAAUUUUGUCGAGAAUGGAGCGGCUUUUGAGAGAAUGGGGAAAAUGAUGCGAGAUCCUGGCCAAUUGUUUGAGACAUCGCAACCGAAGAAAUGGCAGCUCGACGAAACUGAAGCGCGAGAUCGGGUGAGGCUCAAGAUCAUCCCUGAAACCAUCCCUCGAGAUGAUGAAUACCAGCCCAAACGACGAACGACUGGCAAUAUGGAAUCCAAGAAAUUGAGUAUUGAUACACAAGUGAAGCAAUCAACGAAGGAUAUGAUCGGUGUUACACCCGUCAUGGUCCAUCAAAUCGAUGAUCUUCCCGGACCCUCUGAUCCCGACUUGCCCGCGGCUCGGGAUGGAGAUGGCGAUGAUGAAUUCGAGAUGAUUGAUGAUCCAAAUGAAGAUGAAGAUGCCGCAGAGGACAAGAAUCGUAAAGUAUUACGCAGUCUGACACCCGGUGAUUCGAUCCAACACGUUUGCAACGUAUCUCGAAUUGUUGGCCUUGAAGCCCGCGAAGGGUUACUCAUCAUCGGAAGCACGACUCUCUAUCUUCUCGACAAUUAUUUUCACCGCUCGGAUGGUGAGGUCGUGAGUGUAGGGCAGGCUCCGCAAGAAGAACGGGAUCCAUAUCUUCAAAUCAUUCUUGGGCAGGAGAAGAAGCGGACCAGAUCCAAUGUGGUUGAUCAGACCAAGCGCCAUUGGUCUUGGCCCAGUGUCAUCAGCGUUUCCAAGAGGCGAUUCAUUUUCCGAGAUGUGGCCAUUGAAAUCUUCUUUGGUGAUGGACGAAGUUAUCUUCUAACAACGCUCACUCCUCAUAUUCGGAACGAUUUGUACUCCAGGCUCGUUUCCAAGGCGCCGCAGGUGAAUACACCCAUUUCACCAUCGAUCACGGAAGAUGCUUGGAGGCUCGAGGCGUUGAGAAAUCCUGACGAGGCACCCCAAUCGAUUGGGGCCAAGUUUGCCAAUGUCUUUAACUCCGUCUCAUCGAAUCCGGCCACCCGCAAAUGGGUGAAAGGGGAGAUGUCCAAUUUUGCCUACCUCAUGUGGAUCAAUACAUUGGCCGGACGGACGUUCAAUGAUCUGACGCAAUACCCGGUGUUCCCCUGGGUGCUGGCUGACUAUACUAGCGAAGAGUUAGACCUUACCAACCCCAAGACCUUCAGGGAUUUGUCCAAACCGAUGGGUUGCCAGACCGCCACCCGAGAAGCGGAAUUUCGCGAGAGGUAUCAGUCUUUCGCCGAGAUGGGAGAUCACACGGCGCAACCAUUCCAUUACGGAACGCAUUACUCGUCAGCCAUGAUUGUCACCUCUUACCUGAUUCGAUUGCAACCUUUCGUUGCGUCCUAUCUUUUGCUUCAAGGCGGAACAUUUGAUCAUGCGGACCGAAUAUUCCACUCGAUCGAACGGGCAUGGAUGUCCGCUUCCCGGGAUAACAUGACCGACGUCCGUGAACUGACUCCAGAGUUCUUCUACCUCCCGGACUUUCUCGCCAACGUGAACAAGUACAACUUUGGUCUCAAGCAGAACGAGAAGGAGAGGAUCGGUGAUGUCGUUCUUCCACCGUGGGCCAAGGGCAGCCCGAACAUCUUCAUUGCACGGCAUCGCGAGGCGCUUGAAAGUCCAUAUGUGAGCCAACACCUUCAUCUAUGGAUUGACUUGGUGUUCGGGUAUAAACAGCUGGGAGAAGCGGCUAUGGAAGCUACCAACGUCUUCCAUCAUUUGUCGUACCGCGGCGCAGCAGACCUGGAUGCGAUUGAAGAUCCAGUGGUGCGGGUGGCGACAACCGGUAUCAUUCACAACUUUGGCCAAACCCCACACCAAGUAUUUCAACGACCUCAUGUCGAGCGCGAGGAGGAUAAACCACGAUACAAGCGUCUGGAUAGUUCGGCAGAAUCCCUAGUCCGGCUUCCACAGCCCCUUCUUGACAGCCGUGAGGCUAUUACCUCUCUUCUUUAUUCAUCCAAAGUCGAUCGUCUCCUCUGCGCCGGUGCGUUUCGAUUAAACAUUCCACCAAUGUAUGACCGGUACAUGGAAUGGGGUUUUGCGGAUGAUAGUGUGCGGUUCUAUUCGUCCGACAAUCGUCGACUCCUCUCCUUGUUUGAACAUGUGCACCAGGGGCAGGUUGCGUGUGCACUGUUUGUGGAUGGCAAGACUUUGGUCACUGCCGGAACCGACUGUGUCCUCAUCAUACACAGUGUGAUCUCCCAAUCUCGCACGGUAGAUCUUCGAGCGCUUUCGUCACUGUAUGGUCAUCGAAACUCGAUCACCGCUCUUGCGGCGUCAAAAACGUUCGGCGCCCUUGUAUCGUGCGAUUCGAGUGGGAAGGUCUACCUAUGGGACUUGAAUCGGUUCGAGUUUAUUCGAGAGAUUAAUCACCGAGGCCAACCAGUGCAUUGCGCUCGUAUCAACAAUGUUUCCGGAGAUAUCGUUUUAUGCUCGGGAUCGCAUCUGCUCUUGUACACGCUGAACGGCAAGCUGUUGCUAGACCAAGAUCUUUGUGACACGGAGGAGAUCGAUGAUGUCGUUUCGACAUGUGCAUUCUAUGAAGGUGUUGGAAAUGAGUGGCUGGUGAGGGAGUUGAUGUUCACAGGUCACAAACGCGGAGUUGUCAAGGUCUGGCAAAAGGCCAUUGACACAUACGGAAAAUGGGGCUUGGAGUUAGUCAAGCGCCUUGAACAUGCGGAGUUUACACAUGGAGCGAUUCUAAACCAGACGCCCCGAAUCACCUGCAUUCUACCCAUUCAUCAAGUUGUAUAUACAGGAGAUGAGAAUGGACGAGUGUAUGAAUGGGACUGUAUGAAGCAAUCAUGAUCCGAUUCACCGUGACGCUUGAUAUUUUACUUUGUACAUAGCUAGUCGAUUAAGCUGGUCACUGGUCAUUGGAUCUACCAUCGCUCUACUUAUUUACCAAUGCCAAUUUCCGUUACAUUCUGUGUCAAUGGUCGACCAACCGUUUAGGGAAUCAAAAUCAGUUGUCGGCAAGAUCACCGUGGAACUUUACGAAUUAUCGACGACCAUGACGACCAUGCGGAUCACACGGAAGUCUAGCUAUUAAAGUAGUUCCGUCCUAUCCACGACUUCAAAUCUUUGAGGCCUCAAGGACCCUAUCAAGCACCACGUUACGGUACCGCGAUACCUAACGAUCACGGAGUGAAGGAGCG
This is a messenger RNA of Eremomyces bilateralis CBS 781.70, 8376 nucleotides long. Its product is annotated as beach-domain-containing protein. The transcript has 5 exons. NCBI's taxonomy places the organism in Eukaryota, Fungi, Ascomycota, Dothideomycetes, Eremomycetales, Eremomycetaceae. Gene Ontology annotation, molecular function: protein binding. The record is from RefSeq and is a predicted model, not a curated record. Bases 272 to 8026 code for a protein of 2584 amino acids.